AUGGAAUGCGGAGACUGGCCAGUCGUUGGGGAGCCACUACGAGGCCACACAGGCUUAGUCACCACUGUCGCAUUCUCACCAGACGGCUUGCAAAUUGUCUCUAGUUCGUACGAUAAUACGAUUCGACUCUGGGACGCGGAAACAGGCCAGUCUUUGGGAGAGCCACUACGAGGCCACACAAACUCGGUCAAUGCCGUCGCAUUCUCUCCAGAUGGCCUACAAAUCAUGUCAGGCUCAACCGACUGCACAGUUAGGCUGUGGGACGCAGCAUUUGUUGAGGUAUUCAGUCGGGAUGGUUCCUGA
Molecule: messenger RNA, 303 nt
Organism: Serendipita indica DSM 11827
Lineage: Eukaryota; Fungi; Basidiomycota; Agaricomycetes; Sebacinales; Serendipitaceae
Source: the annotation of a GenBank genome assembly